Molecule: messenger RNA, 2317 nt
Organism: Cotesia glomerata
Lineage: Eukaryota; Metazoa; Arthropoda; Insecta; Hymenoptera; Braconidae
Gene: HPS1
Product: Hermansky-Pudlak syndrome 1 protein homolog
Exons: 6
Coding region: 211-2184 (657 amino acids)
Biological process (GO): vesicle-mediated transport
Cellular component (GO): BLOC-3 complex
Molecular function (GO): guanyl-nucleotide exchange factor activity
Source: RefSeq, a predicted model, not a curated record
AGAGCUGUCAGAAAAAAAUAACAAUACCAAUCAGUUCCACAUGGUUAUAUGACAUCUGUUAAUUACAAGUUAAUUGACAUAAAUAUUAAACAGUUAAUUUUAAGUUAUUAAUUAAUAAUUGUACUUUAUUAAUAUUAAGUUUUGAUAGUGGUAUUGUGUUAAUUUUGUAUUUAUUUUUGUUACUUUUAUAUAAAACAAAAAAAUAAUACAAUGAAAGGUCUGUUAAUUUUCGACCAUCUCAACGAUGUCUUGUUUACAAAGUGUAAUAAAAAAUUUACUAAUCAUAUGGAAAGUUUGGCAAAAUUACAAGGAUUGAUAUCUGAAGAGGAUGAAAAUUCAAUGCUAUUGAGUGGAAAUAUUUUAAUGCAACUAUUUUCACCGAUAGUGACGUCCCAGCAAGUAAUGACAACACAGUUCGGUAAUUCGUAUUCAUCAAUGAAGUGUCAGGAUGGCACUAACAUGGUGUUUGAUGAUUUUAUGGGUUACACAUUUAUUUAUGUUGCUACGGAUGACACUGAGCUGAUGAAGAGAACUUUGGGAGUUUGUAUAACUAUUGUGGGUCAUAUUUGUGGGCCUGAUGUUGCUUUAUUAAAAACAAGCAAACAUAAAGCUCAGCUGGUCUCUUCUCUUCUAGACGCUUGGAAAGAGCUCCGCGAAGAAGAGCAAAGUCUCUUAACAGAAUCAGUGGAACAACUGUCCGUAAACGCAGACUUAGCAUCAUCAACCUUAAAAAUCCUUCGCGAUGCAGCCGAUAAGCUAAAAGCUCAGUCUGACUUUCCGAACGUGCACGUUCUAGUAUUAGUAGACCACAAAUUUCUCUCCUUAUACUCAACAAAAAACGCGCAGGACCUCAACGCAGCAGACAUUCUGCUGAUGGUCCUGCUGUGCAAAGUGAUUAGCGACAAUGAAAAGCCCGAGGGAGCAGAAGCUGCAGACUUGCUCUGGAGCCAGAGUAAUUCCUCCCCGGAAGAGCCGCUAAGCAUCGACAGCAAGCUGGCGAACCCCACGUCAGCUGACAUAAUGCACUUGUUCAACGACUCAAGAGAUUCUUCAGUGAAUGAAGGUCUUUGCUCGCUAGCCGAGGACGGUCUGUACAGCCAGCUAGUUUUGCUAGGCUCAGAGCAGACUCGGACGGCCAAUGUGGUUCAUAUAUUCCAACUGAGUCCAGGAAUAAAUUUACUGACCAUCAUGGAAGUGACCAACCAGGCGAUAUCUUCCGGACUUUACGAGAGCUUUUAUCACCUGAAUGUCGCGAGUUCUCUGCAAUCUCAAAGAGACUUUGACGAGCUGAGGCCGAGCUUCGAUUCAUUUGACUCUGCGAUUAAAAAAACUGUUGACGGGAUCAAGAAAUACCGAUCGCAUGUCAACAACGACGUGGACAUGUGCCAACGCAGGCUCCAAGUAAAGUGGGAGUUCUUAAGACGCAAGUACAUGGACUUCUUCAAGCAACGCGACUCGGAAUCUCUCCUGCAAAUAGAGUCAAACAUGCCGGGACUAAUUGACACCAUGAUAGAGCUACUCAGGCUGACUUGCUUCGACAGAAGUGUCUUAAAGCUCGGCUGCGAUGUUAUUGUAACUGUCAGCAGGCUAGUCCGCCAGAAAUUCAAUGACUUCAGUGACUUUCUUAAAGUCAAAGCGCUGAAAAAUUUCUCACUUGGAUCGAGAACUUCCCUAACAAUCAACAAAUAUCUUGAAGAGUUUCCCGGGCUGGUGCACUUUAUUUACAUCGAUCGCUCGACUCAUCGGCUCACGGCGCCCACGCUGGAUUUUACUAAUUUGGAGACUCUGGCGCUGACGAAGAAGAAAAUUUGGACGAUGAUUAAUCAGAGUAGGAAUCAUCUGCAGGAAGGACACUUUUCGGUUAUGUGGAAGGAUACUACUUUUAAUUACGCGUAUUUUCUUUGGUUUGAAGAUAGCUCUGGAUCUCCACUCAAAUGCAAGACUUACUUAAACCAACAAAUGAAAAGUUUACCAGUACCAGGAAUACUCUGCGGUGAUUACUACAAAAAAUUAUCGCAAAUUUACUUCCCAAAAGUGUCAUCAAAUAAAAUGAGGAUUUACGAACUCUACUGUGUUCAUCUUGGUCUGGCAACGUCCUCGUGUGUCCUCGAGCACUCGCGAAGACUCGCAGCGACCAUCUGGGAAAUUACCGGGCUUCCCAAUAACCCAGCUGAUAUUUUAUAAUGUGAUUUUUUAACUUAGAAAAAAAAAUUAUCCGAGUCAAUAAUUUUAUUUAAUAAUUUAAACAGUAUUUAUAAAAAAUAAUCAAUAUGAAGACUAAAUUAUUUUAUUUCAACGUAAGAAAUAUUUACAACAA